AUGGCAAUUGCUUUAUGGUACUGUCCGCCGCAGGGUUCAGUUGCUUACGAGACAAUACAGAUGCUCAUAUUUUCGUUUCAGACGCUGUUUCCGGAUUCGCCAGUCUUUGAACCUCAUGUAACAAUAACAUCACACUUGGUGUGCAACGGCAGAGAUGAUGUUAACAAGAUCCUAACUUCAUGUGUCGCUGCCAUUCAGUCUAUAAAGUCUCAUCAAAGUAACGCAAAAAAAGGGCACAAGAGACAGGCAUCCCACACUACCACAGCCCCUCUAGUAUCGUUUAAUGGAUGCAGUGUGGGUAAACGAUACUUCAAGAAAAUCGUACUAGAGUGCAGCAAGAAUAAAAUCCUUUAUGGAAUUGCACAAAUCAUGAGAGAGAUGUACGUAGAGAUCGAUCUUGAAACAAGAAGUAGCCGCGCUGCUACUUGGGUGCACGAAGAGUUCCAUCCGCACGUUUCAUUACUAUAUUCAGACAUCCAUCCAGUGAGUCAGGCUUCAUUGCGGGUUGUUCAACAAAGAAUCGAAGAUGCCUUGGACGUGCAACUGCUUCCAAGAGAGAAAAAUAAGGGUUCUGGAAACGCAGAUGGGUCUAACGAAGUGCAAGCCAGGUGGGAUUUUGAUGUAUCUUCAUCGCUGUCUUGGAAUAUUCCAGGGACGUUCAAGGUGGUAAACUGCGUGGGUCGCACUGAAGACUGGGAAGUACUUGGACGAGUGGACGUUUAA
This is a messenger RNA of Saccharomyces kudriavzevii IFO 1802, 723 nucleotides long. RefSeq names its product 2',3'-cyclic-nucleotide 3'-phosphodiesterase (gene CPD1). Gene Ontology annotation, biological process: cyclic nucleotide metabolic process. The transcript has a single exon. Bases 1 to 723 code for a protein of 240 amino acids. The record is from RefSeq and is a predicted model, not a curated record. Gene Ontology annotation, molecular function: 2',3'-cyclic-nucleotide 3'-phosphodiesterase activity. Lineage: Eukaryota; Fungi; Ascomycota; Saccharomycetes; Saccharomycetales; Saccharomycetaceae.